AUGCCGGCAGUAGUAGGGUUUAAGACGUGAAGACGUGAUUGAAGAGCGGUAAUAGUUCAGCUAGUGAUGCGCGCAUGUGAACUCAUGAAUAGGUCGAUUUGAAAAAUAAUUUUUUUUUCUGAGUUUUGUGUAGUCGGCUUGUUCACACGCAGUUUUCGGAUGUGUGACAAAUUAUCUCAUGAAAAGUGUGAUAGUGUUUAGUAUACGAAGGCAAAUAUGUGGUUUUUAAGAACAAUUAGUUUGUUGACGCUUGCUUUUUCGUGCAGGGGACAACAAACUCCUGCAAUCGGACAUGGAUAUACACCCUGCUAUGAUGCAUUCAAUAGGCCUCAGAGAUGUAUACCCGAAUUCGAAAAUGCAGCUUUUGGUCUUCUAAUGGAAGCAACUAACACUUGUGGUCAGAAUGGAGAUAUGGAAUAUUGCGUUCAAACAGGAGUAAACGGAAUAAGGAAGUCGUGUGAGAUUUGCCAUCCUGGAGAACACGAUCCUAGAUACCUUACAGAUUAUAUUCAUCCAGAUUCAUCAACGUGGUGGCAGUCAGAAACUAUGUAUGAGGGUAUACAAUGGCCAAAUCAAGUUAACUUAACACUUAAAUUUGGAAAAGCCUUUGAUAUUACCUACGUCAGGUUAAUUUUUAUUUCACCAAGACCAGAGAGCUUUUAUAUUUCUAAAAAGUUAACAAGUGAAGGACCAUGGAUUCCAUUUCAAUAUUACAGUGCCACUUGUCGAGGUACCUACGGCUUACCUGACAUGACUCACACGAAGAAAGGUGAAGAGACGAGGGCCCUUUGUACCUCCGAAUAUUCCGACAUCUCCCCACUUAAAGACGGCAAUGUUGCCUUUGGAACACUGGAAGGUCGACCUUCCGCUUAUAAUUUCGAUUCCAGUCCCGAACUGCAGGAAUGGGUUACAGCAACUGAGAUAAUGUUCACAUUAGAUCGUUUAAACACAUUUGGAGAUGAAGUUUUUGGAGAUAAUCAGGUACUUAAAUCCUAUUUCUACGCGAUAUCGGAUAUUGCCGUCGGCGCAAGAUGUAAAUGUAAUGGUCAUGCCUCGGAAUGCAUAACCUCCACAGGAGUGGACGGAUCAAAGAGAAGGGUAUGCAAGUGCGAACACAAUACAGCAGGACCAGACUGUAACGAAUGUUUACCGUUUUAUAAUGAUGCGCCUUGGGGAAGAGCGACAGCUCAGAAUGCACACGAAUGUAAACAAUGUAACUGCAACGGCUACUCUAACCGAUGUUACUUUGAUCAAAAGUUAUAUGAGCUUACCGGUCAUGGAGGACAUUGUCUCGAUUGUGUUGCCAACAGAGAUGGUGCAAAUUGCGAAAAAUGUCGAGAAAACUACUAUAUGAGAGAAGAUGGAUAUUGUAUAGCUUGCCAAUGUAAUUCUGUAGGGUCAAGAAGUCUUCAGUGCAACGCUGAGGGUAAAUGUCAGUGCAAACCAGGAGUUACUGGAGAGAAAUGCGACAGAUGCGAAGAAAAUUUCUUUGAUUUUUCAUCAUCCGGAUGUAAAACUUGCGGAUGUCAUCCGGCUGGAUCGUUUAAUAAUCAACCCACAUGUGACCCUUACAAUGGAAUGUGUCAAUGUAAAGAAAACGUAGAAGGUAAACAGUGCAAUGAAUGUAAACCUGGAUUUUUCAACUUGGAUGAAGAGAAUGCUUUCGGAUGUACACCCUGCUUCUGUUACGGUCACUCAGGUCAAUGUAGUUCAGCUUCCCAAUUUUCAAAAUUUGUGGUGACCUCAUCUUUUUUCAAAGGUACUGAAAGAUGGAAUGCUGAAGAUGAAUAUCAAAGACAAAUAGAAGUUAAAUAUGAACCUAUCAGUCAAAGUAUCGGCGUGCACACUGUGGGAGAUGAAGCUGUGUAUUUCAUAGCACCUAACAGAUUUUUAGGUGAUCAAAGAGCAUCAUAUAAUCAACUUUUAGAAUUUACUUUGCGAAUUGGAGAUAACAGAGCAGUACCAACAGCCACGGAUAUUAUAUUGGAAGGAUCGGGAGCUUCUGUUACGAACACUAUUUUUGCCCAAAAGAAUGCCAUACCGAGUAUGCAGAGCCAGGUAUACAAAUUCCGUCUCCAUGAACACCCUAAUUAUGGUUGGCAACCGAGACUUCCGUCACGGUCUUUUAUUUCCAUAUUAACAAACUUGACUGCAAUUAAAAUUAAAGGCACAUACGCUCCAGAGGGAGUAGGGUUCCUAGAUGAAGUGAAAUUAGAAACAGCUUCGAGAGGAGUUGCUGGCAAGCCAGCUCUGUGGGUGGAAUCUUGUGCUUGUCCGACAGGUUACGUGGGACAGUUUUGUGAAUCUUGCGCUCCAGGAUUCAGACACGAACCUGCUUUGGGAGGAUCAUUUAUGCCUUGUGUACCGUGUGACUGUAACAAUCAUGCAGAAAUAUGUGAUUCUGAAACUGGUAGAUGUAUUUGUGCCCACAAUACAGCAGGUGAAAACUGUGAGUUAUGUGCCAGAGGAUAUUUUGGAAAUGCUUUAGGAGGAACUACCAAUGACUGUAAACCUUGUGGUUGUCCGGAGGGAGGAGCAUGUAUACAAAUUGAUGACGACUUAACUAUGUGCACUGAAUGUCCUACAGGCUACACUGGUCAUAAGUGCGACCUGUGUUCAGAUGGUUAUUUUGGAGAUCCAAUUGGUAGAUAUGGACCACCUUCUGCUUGUGUUGAAUGUGAAUGUAACAAAAAUAUUGAUCUCAAUGCAAUUGGUAACUGUAAUACGACGACUGGAGAAUGCCUUAGAUGUAUAUAUAAUACUGGAGGAGUACAAUGCCAAGAGUGUUUAGCAGGUUUCUAUGGUAACGCAGUUGUUCUUCCAAAAGGCGAUUGUAAACCGUGUACAUGUUAUCCAGUAGGAACCGAAGCAGAAAAAUCAGGAGCUCCAAAUUGUGAUCAAACAACUGGUACAUGUUCGUGUAAAUCACACGUUGUCGGAUUUAAUUGUGAUCGAUGUGAAGAUGGCUACUACAAUAUUAUGAGUGGCGAAGGAUGUCAUGCUUGUAACUGCGACCCAAUUGGAUCUUACAACCAAACAUGUGACCUUCUGACAGGUCAAUGUUAUUGUCGACCAGGAGUGACAGGGUCGAGAUGUGAUCACUGUGAAGCAAGAAAAUAUGGUUUUUCUGUUGAUGGUUGUAAAGAUUGCGAAUGUGACUCAAUUGGUUCGAAAGACCUUCAGUGUGAUCCAUCCGGUCAAUGUCAAUGUCUCGAUAAUGUUGAGGGUAGACGUUGCGAUAGAUGUAAAGAAAAUAAAUAUGACAGGAAAAAAGGUUGUGUCGAUUGUCCAGAUUGUUACACUCUAGUCCAAGAAGCCUACAGAAACCAUGAAACCAAGUUGGAUAGGUUGAGUGACAUACUUGAUGAAAUUGAAAGAAGACCCACAGUAAUCGCCGAUGAUGAGUUUCCAAAAGAAUUAGAUAAAAUUCGAGCAAAUAUUAGUGAUUUCUACAAUAAAGUAAAAAAUGUCACUGGUGAUCACAGUGCAAUCCAACAAGUGCAUGAUAUAAGACAAAGGGAAAAGGAAAUUGAUCGUACUUUGUCUGAAAUAGAUGAAAACAUGUUUCUUAUUCAAGAUAGGAGCAGCAUAACUUCAUUAAAUAUUGAUCAUAUUGAACUAAACCUCGCAGAAGCUGAGACGAGGCUAUCUGAAACAAAAAUGGCCUUUGAUACCCAAGCUAAAGAGGCUUUAGAUCAUGCAAUAGAAAGCUCAAAGAGGGCCGGUCAACAAUCUGAAAAAAUGACCCAAAUUGCUCAAGAUGCACGUGAACUGGCUGAUAAGCUAGACGACAAAGCAAAUCAAAUAGCUGACACUGCAUCAACUGCCAAGAAUAAAUCUAUCGAAGCUUAUAUAAUAGCUAAAAACGCAACAAUCGAUCAAUCGGAUGUUGGUGAUAAAGCCAGGAAGUUAAAGCACGAAAUUGUAGAUAUCGAAAAUAAACUAAACCGAACGAAAGAGUGGACGGCAGAAGUAGCUAAUAAAUCAGUUACUGCAAAGAAUAACGCUCUAACUUUACUCAAUGAAGUAAAAAAUUUGGAAGUACCUAAAAUUGAUAUUCCCGAAUUAAAAUCAAAAUCUGAAAGUCUUCGUGAUCAAGCAUUUAAAUUAACAAAUGAUGCUGAUGCACUAUUCACAGAUAGUGAGGAUCUUAGAAGAAAGGUAGACGAGAAAAAUUCGGUCGGAAAGUCACUGUUAGAUACAGCUUAUGAACAGCAGUUUGACACUGAUGAACUACUUAAUGACAUCCAUGCUACUAAGGAGAAAACCGAUAAUUCUAUUGAUAGAUGGAAGAAGAUGUUAAAUGACACCGAGAGUAUUUACAACGAUUUAAAAGAUUUCACCUCUGAAACUCAAAAAAGCAAACAAGAAGCAGAUGAAGCACUUCAGACCAUCAAGGACAUUGAAGUUAUUAUUAGGGACACAUUGAAUAAAACCAAUGAAGCUAGACAGUCCCUACAAGAAGCAACCGAUAAUGCAAACUCCGCACUGGAAAAGGCUUCGCAAGCCGACACUUUGGCUACAAAUGCAUCUAGUGUCGCCGAAGGCAUCAGGCAAGAGGCUGGUCAGUUGAUGAGAAAUACAACACUUCUUUCAGAAGAUGCAGAACUUUUAAAAGAACGUGUUGAAGAAACAGAUAAAAAACUUAAUGGCUUUUUGGGUUAUGCGAAAACAAAUGGCUCAUUUAUUCACGAAGCAAAAGAAAAAGUGGGAAAUGCUGGAAAAGACACCGACGAAACUUCUAAAAAAGUUAAAGAACUUCUUCAGAACGUGGAAAAUAUUAUCAAUGAACUGACAAAUUCGCCCAACAUAGACGAUACCGAAAUUAAUAGAUUGGAAGAAGCCAUUCAAGAUACAGAAAGACAACUUCAAGAAUCCCAACUUGAAGAUAAGUUGAUCCACCUACAAAAAGAGCAUGACGACCAAUCCAAUUUGAUUGAACAGUACCAUAUUGACAUACAAAAAUUGCAAGCUGAUGUUGACAACAUUGAGGCCAUAGUUAAUGCAUUACCCGAAGGAUGCUUCCGGAGGGUAGAAUUGGAACCAUAAAACUGAAUGCAAAUUUAUUAUAAAAGAUACCAAAGAUCGAGUUCUUAGUUUUCUAUUUAUUUUGUAUUAAUGUACAUAAGAACCGAAUUUCCCUGAAAUAUUUCGACUUAAGAUCAGUACUUACUUAUACAUGUUUUUAAAAUUUUAUACAGUGGUAUAUAUCUUAUAAAUAAAAUGUUUCCAAUUAA
Molecule: messenger RNA, 5237 nt
Organism: Diabrotica virgifera virgifera (western corn rootworm)
Lineage: Eukaryota; Metazoa; Arthropoda; Insecta; Coleoptera; Chrysomelidae
Product: laminin subunit gamma-1-like
Exons: 14
Coding region: 217-5049 (1610 amino acids)
Source: RefSeq, a predicted model, not a curated record